This is a messenger RNA of Humulus lupulus (European hop), 1443 nucleotides long. RefSeq lists its product as uncharacterized. Lineage: Eukaryota; Viridiplantae; Streptophyta; Magnoliopsida; Rosales; Cannabaceae. The transcript has 5 exons. The record is from RefSeq and is a predicted model, not a curated record. Gene Ontology annotation, cellular component: mitochondrion. Bases 356 to 964 code for a protein of 202 amino acids.
CCAAAUUCCAAUCAAACUAAGGACUUAAAAAACACAUUGAAAAAUUUGAUUUCCUAAAAAUAAAUGAAUUUACUGUGAGCCUGUUUGAUGUCCCGUUUAACCGAAAACGGAUUUUGUUCCCUGUGUUUUAAUCACCACCGUCCGUCCCUUGCCGCCACCUCUCUCUCUCUCUCUCUCUCUCAAAUUUGAUCUGAAUCUCACCGGCGCUUCCCUUCCCUCGGCAGUCCCGACCACACCCAGUCUCAGUGCAGCCCCUAAACCCUAGACCCUAAACCCUUCUCCGGUCUUCAACGCCAGUCUUCAAAUUCAACACACACACACACAUAACAUUUUACUUGCUUUGAGGCACACUCUCAUGGCGGAAGCACCUCAAGAAUCGGAAGAAAGCAACUCAACCAAUUCUCCCAAACUGGCAGGAACUGUGGGCUGGGGCACAGCAACUCUCGUUGCUGUAUUUGCAGGCAUGUUAUAUGGAGGUAGCAAGGAGGCUUCUGCUUCAGUUAGUAAGGAUGCAGAAGUUAUGUUGAAGCUUGGGAGUACACCAGACAAGCGUGAGCAGUACCGCUUAAUGAGAGAUGCAAUGGAGAAGAGGUUUCUUCGAAUCACUAAGGGCUCGAUUGUUGGUGGAGUACGACUCGGGCUGUUCACUGCUGCUUUUUAUGGUUUACAAGAUGUACUGGCUGAGAAACGUGGUGUGCAUGAUGUCUUCAAUGUUGUUGGAGCUGGUUCAGCUACUGCUGCUACAUUUGGUUUGAUAUUACCGGGGUCACUCCCAUGGCGUAUGAGGAAUUCGGCGAUGGGAUCAGUCCUAGGUGCUGCUAUCUGCCUCCCACUUGGGUGGAUCCAUUUGAAGCUGAUAGAGAAAGCAAAUGAAGGGAAUCCAGUUUCACAUCUCACAGGGGGAGAGAGAAAGAGUGGUGUUGGUGCUGCAAUUGACAGGCUUGAAGAAAACUUGAACAAGUAAAAACACAGAUAAAUUGAACAGGAGGGACCUCUCCAUACUCUCCCAUGAAGGGGGGAGACUGAAUUUAUAUAAAGAUUUUGCCCCUUUUAGUUUUUUUUUCUUCUUCAAAAAGUGUUCUAUAGCAUGAUUAUGAUUGAAUUUUUACUAUGAUCCACGUGUCAAUAUAUUUAUAAUGACAACCGAGAGAAAGAGAAAUUAGUGGUGAGUACCUCCUAUAAUGAUUCAAAAUAAUAAUGUUUUGUUGGAAACAAUAAAAUUUUGGCUAGUAGAUCAUGCUAAAAGUUUAAUUGUGAUGAUUAGCAUUGCAUUUUUUUUAGUGUAGUUUUUACAAUGGGACCUAGAAUAGGGAGGGAAUUCUAGACUGGUAAGGGAAGUUACCUUAAAUUUUGUUGUUCUACUGGAGCUUGUAAAACUUUCAAUUUGAUUGGAAGCAUCAUUUAUUUAUAUACACUUACCAAGCAAAAUAAUACUUCAGUUUA